AUGACCUUCUCCGAGAUCCUGGACCGUGUGGGCAGCAUGGGCCCCUUCCAGUUCCUGCACGUGGCCUUGCUGGGCUUCCCAAUCCUGGGCAUGGCCAACCACAACCUGCUGCAGAUCUUCACGGCCACCACGCCCAGCCACCACUGUCGCCCGCCUCCCAACGCCUCUGCGGGGCCCUGGGUGCUCCCCGUAAACCAGAACGGACAGACUGAACGGUGCCUCCGGUUCGUGCAUCCACCCAACGCCAGCCUGCCCAAUGACACCCAGGGGGCCACCGAGCCAUGCCUGGACGGCUGGGUCUACAACAGCACCAGGGACACCAUUGUGACAGAGUGGGACUUGGUGUGCAGCUCCAACAAACUGAAGGAGAUGGCCCAGUCGAUCUUCAUGGCAGGCAUCCUCAUCGGAGGCAUCGUGCUUGGAGACCUGUCGGACAGGUUUGGCCGCAAGCCCAUCCUGACCUGCUGCUACCUGCUGCUGGCGGCCAGUGGCUCCGGCGCAGCCUUCAGCCCCACCCUCCCCAUCUACAUGGUCUUCCGCUUCCUGUGUGGUUUCAGCAUCUCAGGCAUCAUCCUGAGCACCGUCAUCUUGAAUGUGGAGUGGGUGCCCACCAAGAUGCGGGCCAUCACGUCGACAGCAAUUGGGUAUUGCUACACCACCGGCCAGUUCGUUCUGCCCGGCCUGGCUUAUGCCAUCCCCCAGUGGCGCUGGCUACAGUUAACCGUAUCCGUUCCCUACUUCAUCUUCUCCCUGUUAUCCUGGUGGAUACCAGAGUCCAUACGCUGGAUGGUCCUGGCUGGGAAGUCCUCAAAGGCCCUGAAGGUCCUCCGGCGAGUAGCCAACUUCAACGGCAAGAAGGAGGAGGGAGAAAAGCUGAGCCUGGAGGAGCUCAAACUCAGCCUGCAGAAGGACAGCUCUUUGGCCAAGGCCAAGUACAGCACAGCUGACCUGUUCCGGACACCCAUCCUUCGCCGCGUGACCUUGUGUCUUUCCUUGGCCUGGUUUGCCACCGGUUUUGCCUACUACAGUUUGGCUAUGGGUGUGGAAGAAUUUGGAGUCAACAUCUACAUCCUGCAGAUGAUCUUUGGGGGGGUCGACAUCCCCGCCAAGUUCAUCACCAUCCUGUCCUUGAGCUAUCUGGGCCGUCACAUCACUCAGGGCGCCGCCUUGCUCCUAGCAGGAGCGGCCAUCUUGUCUCUCAUCUUUGUACCCAUGGACAUGUCCCUCUUGAGGACGAUCCUGGCUGUGUUUGGGAAGGGAUGCCUGUCUGGCUCCUUCAGCUGCCUGUUCCUCUACACCAGUGAACUCUUCCCCACAGUCAUUCGACAAACAGGGAUGGGCGUAAGUAACGUGUGGGCCCGCGUGGGAAGCAUGAUCUCCCCACUGGUGAAAAUCACGGGUGAGAUCCAGCCCUUCAUCCCCAACAUCAUCUACGGGACUGUCGCCCUCCUGGGAGGCUCUGCUGCCCUCUUCCUGCCAGAGACCCUCAAUAAGCCCUUGCCAGAGACUCUGGAAGACAUGGAAAACUGGUUCCUGCGGUCCAAGAAGCCGAAGCAGGAACCUGAAGCAGAAAAGGUGUCCCAGAGGAUCCCGCUGCAGCCCUCAGGACCGGGCCUGGACCGCAGCUGAGGACAAUGGAGUCCCCUUUCCCUGCCCUCCAAAGACUGAUCCCAGCCGGGGCUGGGCCUACCGCUGAGCUCCUCGGGGGACCUUGAGGGUUAGGGGAGGGGUGCACGCUCCUAGGACAAAGCCUUCUGAGAUCUGGGAAAGGCAUCUCCGCCAACACCAUCAUCACCAGCCCUGGUACAGCCCUGGCAAGUGCAAAGGCUUGGCCACAGGCCCCUCUGCACCUAGCCCUGCACGCAUCCCCCUGCAGCCCAAGCUCUACAGUUCUGUCCAGCCCUUCCUCACUGCCCACCUUCCCCCAUGUCCCAGCUCCUUCCCCUGAGGACUCCUGAGGUCCCCUGGGGUGAUCAGUCCUAAAAGAGACCAUUGACCCUUCUUCUCUCAAUGCUUUUCUUCCAUGGGAGGU
Molecule: messenger RNA, 2032 nt
Organism: Lepus europaeus (European hare)
Lineage: Eukaryota; Metazoa; Chordata; Mammalia; Lagomorpha; Leporidae
Gene: SLC22A8
Product: solute carrier family 22 member 8
Exons: 10
Coding region: 1-1629 (542 amino acids)
Biological process (GO): transmembrane transport
Cellular component (GO): membrane
Molecular function (GO): transmembrane transporter activity
Source: RefSeq, a predicted model, not a curated record